CACGUGCCUCGGGGAAGGGAGCCUCCUUCCCCUCCUCCUUCCUUCCUUCCUUCCUUUCCCCUUUUCCUCCUCUUCCUCUUCUCCUUCUCUCUUCCUGCAGCUGCUGCUGCUGCCUUGCCGCCUCCCUCCCGCUGUUUUUGCCGCAGAAAGGGAGGAUAGCGGAGGGAGAGGAGGCGAGGGCGGCUGCAGAGGCGGCGGCGGCGGCGGCGGAGCCUCUUGGCAGGACUUGGGGGCGCCGUUGCCCCUGCAAUGGAGGUCCCCUCCUCUUCCUCCUCCUCCUCCUCCUCCUCCGGGGAGCAGCAGCAGCAGCAGCAGCGCUACGCGGAGCUCUUCUGCCUUUGCGGCGGAGGCGGCAGCGGGAACGCCGCGGGCUCCGAGGCAGGCGCCUCUGGCAGCAAGGUGGCCGAGYUGUUCCGGGCGUCGCAGCUCCCUCCCGAGGCCCUCCUCCAGAUUACAGAACUUUGUGGUGCUAAACGUGUCGGUUAUUUUGGUCGAACUCAGUUUUAUAUUGCUUUGAAGUUAAUCGCUGCUGCACAAUCUGGUCUACCAAUACGAAUAGAAAGCAUUCAGAAUGAAUUGCCUUUGCCUCGAUUUAUGGCACUGAAAACGGAUAGUGAAACAAGGUACAGUCAUCCGACAGAAGCCCCAGGAACUAAAUUUCAGAUUCCUCAUGCAACACUUGAAAAAAACUGCUUCAGAAGGUUGGACGAAGGAGAGAAGCAGCAAGAAACCCAGUCUCCCCCUAUGUCUCCUAUUGGCUCACCCCCUGCUUCUCCAUCCAGCUACCAACGGAUGCCCCUGAGUUAUGGCUAUGGUAUAUUGAGAAGUGGCAUGGAGCAGCAGCAAGGAGGUUCCUACGAAGCUAGAGUUCUUAGUCAGCAACAAGAUGGACUAACAUCAGGAAACUAUGGCUCCAAAUCCCUACCAACACAUUCCAGUCUUGUUCGGUCUCUUUCAGUCGAGAGGGAACCACAGGACAGCAGUAGUAAUUACUCGGAUGACCCCUGGAGGAUCACAGAGGAACAACGGGAAUAUUACAUCAACCAGUUCAAGUCCCUACAACCUGAUCUGAAUUCUUUCAUUUCAGCAGGUUCUAUAGCUAAGAACUUCUUCACAAAAUCCAAGCUUCCUAUCCCUGAGCUUUCACAUAUAUGGGAACUUAGUGACGUAGAUCGUGAUGGAGCACUGACGUUAGCAGAGUUCUGCGCUGCCUUCCACCUCGUUGUUGCACGGAAGAAUGGUUAUCUUUUGCCAGACACCUUGCCAGAGACACUGCUCCCUGACUAUCUUCAAGCAGGUUCUUUCAAAUCUAAAAGUGAUCGGGUGGUGACUUCUUAUUCAGAAUCUUUGUCAAUAAAUCAACAAACAAGGGACUUCGGCAGAACUGAGCUUGAAACUGUCUGCGAGGAUCCAAACAAUUCAGAACCAUUGAUCCAUUUUGAGGCAGCAUCUCUUGAGCCAGAAACACCACUUGAAGAGGUGCCUGAUAAAGUCCCCCUGACACAGGACACAAUUAAGGAUGACAAACAAGGUGUGAAAAGCAGCACAUCUGCCCAAGCAGUACCAAAGGAGUUUAAAGUUUCUCAACAUAUGGCCGUCAAGACAGUUGCUCAGGAAUCAAACACAAUGAAAGCAAGACCACGGUCCAGGUCUUACUCUAGCACAUCUAUUGAGGAUGCCGUGAAAAAAGGGGGAGAGCCGCCAACUCCCCCACCAAGGCCACAGAAAUCACAUUCCAGAGCAUCCUCCUUAGAUCUAAAUAAAAUCUUCCAGCAAAAUACCCAAGCACUUAGAGCAGGUUGGCUACCACCACCACCACCUGCUUUACCCCCAAGACCUUUUGCCUCACAGGUUUGUCACCCUAACACAAAUGCAGAAUCAAAUGCUCAGCCCAAAUCAAGCUACGUAGACUUCAGACUUCAAGAACAGAUGGAACAAGAAUCUGAGGCUGAAGUGCAUUUGCCAUUGAGUAGAGCUUCAUCACAAGCAGAAGAAAAUAGCACAAUAAAAAAGGAGGUUUUGCUCACACAGCCACCAUCAAAACCGAUCCGCAGAAAAUUUCGGCCUGAAGGCCAGAUGCUGGAGAAUCCGGAAGUUUCUCCCACGAAAAGUGUAGCCUCUUCUUUACCAGCCAUCAAGUCUCACCAUUUGAUUCCAAAACAGUCUUCAAAACAGAAGAAAGCUAUUCAGACUGCUAUUCGUAAAAACAAAGAAGCCAAUGCGGUGCUAACUCGAUUGAAUAGUGAACUCCAGCAGCAGCUAAAGGAAGUUCACAGAGAACGAACUGCACUGGAAAGUCAGCUGGAGCAACUCCGGCCUGUAACUGUCUUAUGACACCCUGUAAGAGAAAGUUUGGUUCCCAGGAACUUCUAGACUUUAUCCGCACAACGUAUUGGCAUAAACUUUUCCCACUAAGGCAACAACAUAUGGACAAAAGUGAUUGCCAUAUUUCUUUUGCAUUUCUUGCACUUGUUUACUAUGUGAAUGAAGAAGUAUACAAUCUGAAUGUCAUAUCUUUUCCCUCGAAAAAUAAAAAUUGUGUCUUCCCCCUCCUUCUUCAGGAAUGCCUUAGUCAAAUUUCAUCUCUUAUUAUUACGUUUUUUAAUUUCUUGUUUUUGUUUAUAUGCAAGUUGUGGCAUUUAAAUAUAUAGUAGAUAUUUGUAGGAAAUGUAUUUAUAUUUAUUUUCAUACCAUAGUUAUCUGUGGUUUUCCAUGUUAGUUUUAGAAUAAAUCAAUGGAGCAUCACAAUGUUUUGUGUGUGACAUUGGCUCUCCCCUUCCUUUUACGAUUACUGGUCAUUGCUGGAUAGAACACACAAUUGUUUCUUUAUUAGGGCAUGGCAUGUACAGCCUUGCUCUGUGGUCCUUCAGAUGGUAAGCCUGCAACUUUCAACAAACCUAGGUACCAUAGCCAAUAAUGAGGAAAGUUAUAGUUUAAUAUUAUGUUAAUGCCACUGGCUACUGCUGGACACUAAUUCUCAUUUGUGCCUACAAAGCCCAUUAGUUCAGUUACUAUUGGACUGAAUAGAGAGCAGUGCUGUGCCUGUCCUGGUUGGGGGCAAUUGCUCCAGCCUCAAAACAGCCUGGAUGGUGGAUGUACUGCCCCCAGUCCUUGUGGGACAGUACUCCUAUAAACUAUAGACUAAGUUCUGGGGGUUCAGUUGGUCUAAUCUUCCUGUACUUGACAGGUAAAUUCCCUUGCACCAGUACUCAUUGGUGCUUUUGCUGCUGCUGCUACAAUACCACCCUGAAAUGAAUGUAUCUUGGGAUAGUCAAAUAUAGAGAAUAUGCCAUAGUUGCUAGAAAGCAAUCUUGCCCUACUGCUAAUCUAUGCAAUCCUUGAGAGUACUGGUGCAAUUUUUUGUCUGUUCCAGGGGCUGUGAAUUGCUCCUCAUGUCAGUGGUGGUUUUUGCUUAAAUGCUAUCAAGUGAUCGUAAUAAUUAAAUGCAAACUUUAGGGACUGGUUGACUUUAAUAAUUACAUAUUUUAAGUUGCCUAUUUAUUUAAAUAUAAUUAGAAAGAUGUAUUAUAAGUCAGCAGUAUCCACAAUCACUAUAUGUAGCUUUGGUGAAAUCUGACUUGCUUUAUAUAUAGAGUUAUACUUGGGUUUGUUUUAAAGUUCUCACAGAAGUCCAUAUUUUCCCCUCUCUGUUUGGGAUUAACAAGGCUUUUUUAAAAUGUUAUAGUAACUGUUUUGGCUAUUCUUCUAUUCAGUUAGCACAUUAAAUCCAAGAAAUGUUCUGAUGAGCCCAAUAAAUUUAUUUUGGAGUACACAAAUA
Molecule: messenger RNA, 3778 nt
Organism: Anolis sagrei ordinatus
Lineage: Eukaryota; Metazoa; Chordata; Lepidosauria; Squamata; Anolidae
Source: RefSeq, a predicted model, not a curated record